AUGGCAUCCAUACCUGUCGUCAACUUAUUCAUCGAUGGCGAAUGGCGCCCCGCGAGCAAUCAAGACACCUUCGAGGUUCGUAAUCCGCUGUCGAACGAAGUCGUGAGCAUCGCCGCAUCGGCCACCCUGGACGAUAGUACCGCUGCCGUAGAAGCCGCAGGCCGGGCAUUCAAGACAUGGGAGCACAGUCCCCUUCCUCAGAGGCGGUCUGUAUUCCUCAAGGCCGCUGAGCUUAUCGGAUCGGAGAAAUACAAGGCCAAGAUCGUCGAGACCAUCAGGGCGGAAACCGCGGCGACGCAGACCUGGGCAGCCUUCGAUAGUGCCUACGCAAGAGGCUCGUUGGAGCAUUAUGCCAGCCUGGUGGCGGAUCUCAAAGGCGAGACAUUCCCGUCUAUUGUACCCGGGGGACAUGUCAUAGCGCAACGACGAGCUAUGGGUGUGAUAUACGCUAUAUCGCCAUGGAAUGCCCCGAUCAUCCUGACUAUCCGAGCAAUAGCCAUCCCUAUCAUCUGCGGGAACACGGUUGUCCUCAAGUCCUCUGAAUACUCCCCGAGGACUCAAGCGAUCGUGGUGGAGGCAUUGCAUGAGGCGAGUCUUCCUAAAGGUGUCUUGAACUAUAUUUGCACUGGGCGAGAGAAUUCACCCAUCCUAACCCCGGCCAUCAUUGCGCACCCCUUCGUGAAGAAGAUCAAUUUCACAGGGAGUGAUCGUGUGGGUAAACUGAUCGCUGCGGAAGCCGCCAAGUAUCUGAAGCCAUGUGUCUUCGAGCUCGGUGGCAAAGCACCCGCCGUCGUUCUCGAAGACGCAGACCUGGACGAAGCAGCUCGUUCGCUCGUCUACGGUUCCAUGCUUCACUCCGGACAGAUCUGCAUGUCCACCGAGCGUGUGAUCUGCCAGAAAAGUAUCUCCAAGCCAUUGCUGGACGCCAUCUCUUCCCUCGCGGAGAGGCUGAAAGCAGGCGAUCACGACAAAGAUCCGGCUAACGUCCAGCUCUCUGCACUAUUCAACAGCGGGAGCGCGGAGAACGUCGUGAACAUGAUCAAGGAAGCCCAGGAGGGCGGGGCCGAGGUGGUGCUUGGUAAGGUGGACAGGGAGGGAGCGGUGGUUCAGCCCCACAUUGUCAGAGGCGUGAAACCGGGCAUGCGUUUGUGGGAUCGCGAGUCGUUCGGGCCUGUAAUGGUGUUCGCCGAAGCUGAGACGGUCGACGAGCUCGUAGAGCUCGCGAAUGCCUCAGAAUACUCCAUGGUAUCGUCACUGUGGACGAAGGACGUCAACCAGGCGCUCGACGUAGCCGGCCGCAUCCGUUCUGGGUGCUGCAAUGUCAAUGGCCCCACGUUCCACUCCGAGAUGAUGCGCGGACACGGAGGACUUGGUGGUGCCACUGGAUAUGGGCACUUCGCCAUCGACGAUUUCACAGACAUCCGCAUGGUCGUCGUCCACCCACCUCAUAGGCAAUACCCGCUCGUCGGUUAA
Molecule: messenger RNA, 1473 nt
Organism: Punctularia strigosozonata HHB-11173 SS5
Lineage: Eukaryota; Fungi; Basidiomycota; Agaricomycetes; Corticiales; Punctulariaceae
Product: aldehyde dehydrogenase
Exons: 9
Coding region: 1-1473 (490 amino acids)
Molecular function (GO): oxidoreductase activity, acting on the aldehyde or oxo group of donors, NAD or NADP as acceptor
Source: RefSeq, a predicted model, not a curated record